Molecule: messenger RNA, 2356 nt
Organism: Brienomyrus brachyistius
Lineage: Eukaryota; Metazoa; Chordata; Actinopteri; Osteoglossiformes; Mormyridae
Product: calpain-2 catalytic subunit-like
Exons: 20
Coding region: 12-2120 (702 amino acids)
Biological process (GO): proteolysis
Cellular component (GO): cytoplasm
Molecular function (GO): calcium ion binding; calcium-dependent cysteine-type endopeptidase activity
Source: RefSeq, a predicted model, not a curated record
AACUCACAAAAAUGCUAAGUUCCGGAAUCGCGGCUAAGUUGCAGCAUAACCGUGACCGAGCUCAGGGCAUCGGCAGCAAUGAAAAAGCGGUGAUGUUCUUGGAGCAAGAUUUCAAGGCGCUCAGACAAGAGUGCCUGAAGAGUGGAAAGCUGUUCGAGGAUGACGCUUUCCCGGCGGAUCCGGCAUCCCUUGGCUACAGAGAACUGGGACCGAAAUCCGCGAAGGUGCGCGGCAUCACCUGGAAACGUCCUAAGGAACUAUGUCCCAGUCCACAGUUCAUCGUUGGCGGUGCCAUCAGGACAGAUAUCUGCCAGGGAGAGCUGGGGGACUGCUGGCUACUCGCCGCUAUCGCCUCUUUGACCCUGAAUGAGCAGGUCCUGGCUCGCGUUGUUCCACGUGACCAGAGCUUCCAGGAGAACUAUGCUGGAAUCUUCCACUUCCAGUUCUGGCAGUUCGGUGAGUGGGUGGACGUGGUGAUCGAUGACCGGCUGCCAGCCAGAGAUGGGGAGCUGCAGUUCGUCCACUCAGUAGAAGGAUCUGAGUUCUGGAGCGCCCUGCUGGAGAAGGCCUAUGCCAAGCUGAACGGCAGCUAUGAGGCUCUGUCAGGGGGGAGCACGACGGAAGGAUUCGAGGACUUCACUGGGGGCGUCACUGAAAUGCACGAGCUAACGAACCCAAACCCCAACCUCUUCAAAAUCAUCCAGAAAGCCCUGCGCAGGGGGUCCCUCCUGGGCUGCUCCAUUGACAUCACAAGCUUGGCGGAUUCGGAGGCCAUCACGACCCAAAAGCUGGUGAAGGGCCACGCGUACUCUGUGACCGGCGCCGAGGAGGUGAGCUACCAAAGAACCACGGCGAAGCUGAUCCGUAUCAGGAAUCCCUGGGGACAGGUGGAGUGGACAGGCGACUGGAACGACAGCUCCGCUCAGUGGAGUCAAAUCAGCGAUGAGGACAGAGCGAGGCUGACCAACCGAUCUGAGGAUGGAGAGUUCUGGAUGUCCUUCUCUGACUUCCUGCAACACUUCUCCCGGGUAGAGAUCUGCAACCUCACCCCUGAUGCUCUCUCUGAGGAGGACACCGAGAAAUGGAGCCUGUCCAAAUUUGAUGGGACCUGGAGGAGAGGCUCCACCGCCGGGGGGUGCAGGAAUUAUCCAAACACCUUCUGGACAAACCCACAGUUUGUGAUUAAGCUGGAGGAAGAGGACGAUGACCCUGACGAUGAGGAGGUCGGCUGCAGCUUUGUGGUUGGCCUGAUGCAGAAGAAUCGGCGCCGCAUGAGGAAGAUGGGGGAGGACAUGCUCACCAUCGGCUUCGCCAUCUACGAGGUGAGGAAGGAGUUUGUGGGCCAAAGGAAAGUCCACCUGAACCGGAACUUCUUCAUGCAGCAUGGGUCCAAGGCUCGCUCUGAAACUUUCAUCAACUUGCGGGAGGUGUGCGGUCGCUUCUGUCUGACCCCCGGGGAGUAUCUUAUCGUGCCCUCCACCUUCGAGCCCCACCUGAACGGGGACUUCUGCCUGCGCAUAUUCUCCAAGAAGCAGACUGAGUUUCAAGAAAUGGACGAUCCCGUUGAGUCAAAUGUGGGAGAGAUGGAAAUAACUGAAGGGAAGAUUGAUAGUACAUUUAAAAAUCUUUUUGGGAAAUUGGCUGGAUCUGACUGUGAAAUCAAUGCCUUUGAACUAAGGAGAAUUUUGAAUAAAGUGGUGUCCAAUCGGAAGGAAGUCCGGACAGACGGGUUUAGCCUUGAAACGUGCCGCAACAUGAUCAAUCUUUUGGAUAAAGAUGGAAGUGGAAAGCUGGGCCUUUUGGAAUUCAAGAUUUUGUGGAGCAAAAUUGAAAAAUACAUGGAAAUCUACUGUCAGAAGGAUACUGACCAUUCGGGCACCAUAAGCUCUGCAGAAAUGCGUUUGGCGGUGGAGGAAGCAGGGUUCUUGCUGAACAACCCUCUGCACCAGAUCGUGGUGGCCAGAUACAGUGAAGCUGACCUGACCAUUGAUUUCGAUAAUUUUGUGGGGUGCCUGAUCCGCCUUGAGGCCAUGUUUAAAAUAUUUAAAAGCCUGGACACAGAAGAUUCUGGAAUGGUGAGCUUUAACUUUGCACAGUGGCUGACUUUCACUCUACUCUAAAGCUUCAGAGAUGGAAGCCUUCACAGUCUCCACCUGCAGGAUACCGUUAAGAAUAAUUAUAUAGGAAAGCAAUAGUAAUAUAGCAUUUGAAACAAUACCAGUUAUAUAAUUGUUUUAUUUUGCGUACAUGUGUUUUGGGAUUUUAUCAUUGUAAUCAUUAAAAUAUUUACCCCAAUUAAAAGACUUUCUAUAAAAUGUUGUACUUUUAAAAGGAGUAAAUAAAACUUGAAAAUGCA